CUGGGUGUUAAUGGUACAGGAUUGGGUGCCAUUGUACGCAGUGCAGGCUGUCUGUUAGUUAAACUGAGGGAUGCCUGUGGAAAUAAUGUAGGAGAAGGUGAAGACAUGAGACUAGGCAAUAGACUAAAAUCCAUCUUUAAAGCAAGUAUUUGCUUAUUAGCAUCUUUUAAAUGUGCGUUGUAAAAAAAAAGAAAAUAUUAAUUUUUUAAGAGCUAAGUAUUGGAAAGAGUGUAGAAGAGUAGAAAGCUGACUAUUUAAAAAAAAAAAGUCAAGGACCAGAAAUCAGGGAGAAAGGUAGGUAGGAAGGAAGGAAGGAAGGAAGGAAGGAAGGAAGGAAGGAAGGAAGGAAGGAAGGAAGGAAGGAAGGAAGGAAGACAAGCAGGCAGGCACGCUAUCUUCACCUUUCACUCUACAGAUUUAUUGACAAGACCCGGCAAUGGAAACGUGGUCAGUUGAUCAGGUCUGCACGUGGUUGGUGGAGAAAAACUUAGGUGAGCUAGUCCCCAGGUUUCAAGAGGAAGAAGUCAGCGGAGCCGCACUCCUGGCACUUAAUGAUCGGAUGAUACAGCAACUGGUAAAGAAAAUUGGACACCAGGCUGUUCUGAUGGACUUCAUUAAAAAAUACAAGCAGAGCAAUCAAUGGCUGAAGCCCACUGGAGGCCCCAGAGAGACAUCCCUGUUGACCCUGGCACAAGCUGCCCCCGAGCAUGAAGAGAACUCCAGUCUCACCAGCUAUGGAGACCAGACAUCUUUGCAUCCAGCUGAAAACCUUGAUAAUGGACUCAUUGACCAAAGAGUAUUGAAGCAGAGAAGAAAUGUAAAGCACGUUCUAGCAAGGCAUAAAGCAUUACAAUGGACUAAGUCCUAUGUCCUACCGGAGUUUCCCUAUGAUGUCAAGUGCAUGCUGGCGGAGCAGAGGUGCCCUGAUCACAGCAUGAGGAUAAGGAUCAUCGAGUUUCUCCAGGCAGAUAUGACAAAGUACCUGGAAGGCUCGCUGUACCCCACCACCCAGCAGUACAAUGAUGUGAUCAAUGCCCUGCUGCAGGCCCACCCUUUCCUGGAUGAGGACGGCUGUGGCUUUUUUUUAUGGAAACGAGCCCUCAAAGAUCGCUUUAAAUAUGUUCGAAGACCCAUAGAAGACGAUGAACAAGUAAUGAGAAAUAAGUGUAAAUUUGGACACCGAAGGGGCCAGACAAGGAAGUCUCUUGCUGACCUAGGAUCUGACGAAAUUAAAAUUGUGCAGAUAAAAGAAGAAUCUGUUUGUUUAGAUCCAGAAGUGAACGAACAUAUUCACUGGUUCCAGCGAGAGUAUGGGAAAACAGACAAGGACUGAAGAGAAAUUAACAAGAGGCUGGGUUAGACUUUGGAAAAGAAGAUGACUGGCUGCCCAACACCUCUCAAGGACAUUCUUAAAAUGUUUCCUUUCCUGAAGUGCCCCAACCAGAUGUUCUGAGAAGUCCAACUUCUCACAAGAACAGAUAUUUAUAAGAAAACAAGGCGUAUUCUGGAAUUCUACUCAGAAAAUAUUCUGACUACCUUUUCAGAGGUGGACAAUUCAAUCAAUACUGCACUGCAAGAGGAGAUGAAACACUAUACAGAUGAAGGAGUGUUGAAGUAUAUGGAGAUGACCGCCACAUGUUUACUCUUCCCAGAUGUUUUUCGGGAUGAUCCCAGCCUUUUUGUCGUUGUGAAUGAGAAGGUACGCAGGAUGUGCACACGUCCAUUCCCUGUGUUGGAAGUUAAAAACCCUUUCCGUAUCAACGGCGGUGAGUUUUCUCUGUACUUGGACAGAGAGAAGCUCGCCAAGGAGGGUGACUGUGUCACAGCCCUGGCUGCCUUGGUGGCUGCCUUUCAUGUAUUUGGGAUUCAGCAUCCAAGAAGACUGUCCCAAACCUUUAACUUCCUGGAGACGUUGAUCUUGGAUGUGCAGAGUCCCUGUUUCCUGUCUUCGAAAGGAAAUGAAAUCCGAUCUCAAGCUUCCAUCACUUAAGAGUAACAAAAUUAACCUCUAGGGCAGCUGACGAUUCAUAAACAAUUGCAGAUUGAUUUAGGGUUGGUUGCCUGAGAGGCAGGGAUUGAAGAAGUCAUGUUGUCUCAAGUGUCCAUGAAUUUUUGAUGCCCCUGUCCUUCCCUUAGAUACUUAAGCUCUCUGUUAGGUUUGGUAAUAAAACACUGCUUAAAGGCUC
This is a messenger RNA of Peromyscus leucopus (white-footed mouse), 2186 nucleotides long. It is a transcript of the gene Samd3, whose product is annotated as sterile alpha motif domain containing 3. Gene Ontology annotation, molecular function: protein binding. The record is from RefSeq and is a predicted model, not a curated record. Lineage: Eukaryota; Metazoa; Chordata; Mammalia; Rodentia; Cricetidae.